AUGGACGCUCUUCCCAAAAUAGAGUUUGACGAGAACUUGUCUGAAGACUUGCUGAAUGAAGAGGUAUCAUCGUGAUCAAUUAGGAGAUCAGAGAAGAUCCUCCUUAAUAUGAGUAAGAACUCACUCAGUAGUAAGAAGAAAAGAAAUAACUCCUUGGAGAAAAGUAGUACAAUACUUAAAUUUCCUGAUUGAGACGGAGGAUCACCUUCCUUAGAGUUAAAACUGAAUGAAAUUGGUGAUUCUAAUAAUUGUAAAACUAAGAGUCAGCCCAUUUCAAAGGUUAAAGAGAAGAAAAGCAAUUUUUCCUUAAAACAAGAAAUCAGCGCUCUUCUUAAGUAUGCAGCUAGGAUAAGGGAAAAGAAGAUGUUGAAGGAUUCUGGGAGCAAUAAAGUCUCCAAGGAAGAUUCCAAAAGUAUAUCCGAUGAACUCCCAUCACUCAGACAUAUAAAACUAGAAGGAAUGGAUCCUUCUUAAUGGCUUAAUGUCUUAGUUGAUUUUAAAAAGAAUUCGAAAU
Molecule: messenger RNA, 514 nt
Organism: Moneuplotes crassus
Lineage: Eukaryota; Ciliophora; Spirotrichea; Euplotida; Euplotidae
Source: the annotation of a GenBank genome assembly